AUGGAGCUCAACCAGUUUCGCCUUGCUUCAUUGCUAGUUGCAACAGAUAGCGGGAAAGGAUUUCCAUGCUGUCUUCUUGCUUUCUUAUCGGAUGACUUCGGAAGAAUUGUCCGUGUAUGGUCUAGAAGAUUAUAUUGCGAUGAACAUUUGAAUACUACGCUUCAGAAAUCGAUUCCGCACUUCGACACACGCUAUAUAAUGACGGACGACACCAAUGUGUUUUACAGCACAUUCAAUUCAAAUUUCCCGCAAAGUAGAGCACAAAAAAUACUGUGUUCAUUCCAUAUAUCAAAAUGCGUCCAAAGGAAAUUGAGCGAGGCUCUGAGGGCUGAAGACGCAAAGUUAGCCCAAAAAUUGUUUCGUGAGCUUUUCCACGAGGCUAUUCCUGCUCGUUUCGAACAAAAGUAUGCUGCUUUCAUCACCUGGCUCCAUUCAAUAGAAGCUGAAGCCGCUGUCCAAUAUAUGGAGAGAUACUACCUGGUCGAAGGAUCGAAUGGGCACCGUGCUACCGAAGAGCUGCUCCAUUUGCGACGUCAACAUCAUGCGGAGUCAUGGCACAAUACGCUGAAACACACGCUCCUUCACGAGCAACAAAACAGUCGCUCAGACAAUCUUGUCUUCACUCUUGUAAGGCACACUGCUGAUCUGGAAAUGAAGCUUCUCUCACAGAGAGACGAGUACUCGCUGACAAAAGAGGUGAUAAGACGAGUUCAAAUGAAAACCGCUCUGAUAUGGAUCAAUUUGGAACACGCCCCGUGA
Messenger RNA from Cooperia oncophora, 759 nucleotides. NCBI's taxonomy places the organism in Eukaryota, Metazoa, Nematoda, Chromadorea, Rhabditida, Trichostrongylidae. The record is from the annotation of a GenBank genome assembly.